Myotis brandtii (Brandt's bat) is the source of this 6291-nucleotide messenger RNA. It is a transcript of the gene GRB10, whose product is annotated as growth factor receptor-bound protein 10. The record is from RefSeq and is a predicted model, not a curated record. The coding region runs from base 902 to 2968 and encodes 688 amino acids. Gene Ontology annotation, molecular function: insulin receptor binding. The transcript has 21 exons. Gene Ontology annotation, biological process: negative regulation of Wnt signaling pathway; insulin receptor signaling pathway; negative regulation of insulin receptor signaling pathway. NCBI's taxonomy places the organism in Eukaryota, Metazoa, Chordata, Mammalia, Chiroptera, Vespertilionidae.
CCAUGGCCGCCCGCGGAGACCUGGGCCCAGUAGCCUCUGUGGAUGGUAGCUAUCCCACUUGUGAUAUUAAUUGUUUAAUAUGGAACAAGUAAUGACUCUCCCAGAUCCAUCCGCCCCUAUCUUUUCGCCUAGCGGCGGGCGGGCAGUGGUGCGGGAGCGGCUGGAGAAAGAUGAAUUUCAAGGCCUGCCUGUACUGCUUUUAAACCUUGAUGACGUAUAUGUCACAUUGCCCCUUUCUCCAAAAAUUCGCCUCCGCCAUCACUACCCAGGGACCCUUUCAGAGGACUGAGGUGAAGAGAAGAUGUGGGGAGAGCUCACACGCCUGAUGGCGUUCCACGCACUGCUCCGAGCACGUGGGGCUCUGUCGCCCCAGCUCUGCAGAAAAAACAAUCAGAUCACCUCGUUCACAUAUUGAUUGUCCCUUUGAUCCACUGCGGUCUGCCUGUUCAUGGCGAGAGCCCCCGCCGGGGAGAUGAUCGAGGUCUGGGAGGCAUCUGCCUGCACCCAGGUAGCUGCCGCGUGGGGACGCUGCGGUCUGCACUGCCCAGUACUUCCCUGCUCUCCUGGCGAGUGCGCGUGGGCACCUGCCCGUUGUUCUCUGUCCCUGUGUGGAUCGUGUGCCAGGCAGGGCUGAGGACACUGCCUCAGUGACAGACGUCCCGUCCCUGUGACCCACCUGCCCAGCCGCUGUCCUGCCCCUGGAAGUGCAGAGGUGCCAGGAGCUGCCCACCGUCCCAGGACAAACCAGCAGGUUGUGGUCUCCCGCGGAGCAGACUUCCCACUGUUCCCUUCUGCGCUCGAGCUGGCGAAGGCUCUGGACCCAGACCCAUCCGCUCCCCGGGGACUGCUUCGGCCGACACCGCGUCUUGCGAGCAGGAGAGCAGGCGAGCAGCGUCAGCAAAUGGAGAUGGUAUUCAGGAGACAAGAGAGCAGUGAGGGGUUCUGUGGCCUCGCGCUCUGGUGCCGGAGGCUGUGCCCUGAGCGGCCGGGAGAAGAAGAGUACUCUGACAUUUUUUUACAGGUACGUUAUCUUAGGCGCACAAAGCCGAUUUCACAGGGAAAAGCCGGCCUUGGUCAAGGAAGCGACAUGCCUAGGGAGCGGGAGGAACAGCCAUCUCCUCGCAGCCCAUCUGACCCCCCUGUGCCCGGCCCCCUGGCCCAGGCUGAGCAGCGCGAGCAGCGCCCAGAGAAUGAUAUUGACCUCGAAGGUCUGGUGAAUGAUAUGAAUACAUCUUUGGAGAGUCUGUGCCCAUCUGGUAACAUGCAGUCCGAGACGGUGCCCCUGCGCCAGAACGGCCAGCACACCCGUGGCCAGCCGCCACCUGCAGGAGCAAGGCCCGCGGAGCCGCAGGCAUCUGCGCAGCAGAAGGUGCAGCGUUCCCAGCCCAUGCACAUCCUGGCUGUCAGUUUUAGGUUCCUAGCAAAAUUCAGAGGAAGAUACAGAGAUUUCCUGUACACUCCCCUCCCCCAUCGUCAACAUCCCCACCAGAGGCGCCUGCAGGAGGAAGACCAGCAGUUGAAAACCUCGUCGCUGCCGGCCAUUCCCAACCCUUUCCCAGAGCUCGGCAAAAAGGAGAGCUCCUCUGCGCUCGCGGCAGGCUCCGGCUCGGGCUCCGGCUCGGGCUCGGGCUCGGGCUUCCUGCCGCCUCCAAGCCAGCCCCAGCCCCCGGCGAAGACGGAUGUUAAAAUCUUCGGUGAGGACGGGACCUGCAAGGUGGUGGAGAUUCCGGUGGACAUGAAGUCCCGGGACCUGUGCCAGCUGCUGGUGUACCGCAGCCACUGCGUGGACGACAACAGCUGGACCCUGGUGGAGUUCCACCCCCACCUGGGGAUCGAGCGCUGCUUGGAAGACCAUGAGCUGGUGGCCCAGGUGGACAGCACCAUGGCCGGCGAAAGCAAAUUCUUAUUCAGGAAGAAUUAUGGCAAAUAUGAGUUCUUCAAAAAUCCCACCAACUUCUUCCCGGAUCAGAUGGUCACCUGGUGCCAGCAGUCCAACGGUGGUCAGAACCAGCUCCUGCAGAACUUCCUGAACACCAGCAGCUGCCCCGAGAUCCAAGGGUUCCUGCACGUGAAGGAGCUGGGGCGCAAGUCCUGGAAGAAGAUGUACCUGUGCCUGCGCAGGUCCGGCCUCUACUGCUCCACCAAGGGCUCCUCUAAGGAGCCCCGGCACUUGCAGCUGCUGGCCGACCUGGACGACUGCAGCGUCUUCUCUGUGAUCUCCGGCAAGAAGCAGUACCACACCCCCACGGAGUUCGGCUUCUGCCUGAAGCCAAACAAAGUCCUGCAGGAGACAAAGGAGCUGCGGGUGCUGUGCGCGGAGGACGAGCAGGGCCGCAUCUGCUGGAUGACCGCCUUCCGGCUGCUCAAGUAUGGAAUGACCCUCUACCAGAACUACCGGCUCCCCCACCACAGAAAGGCGGCCUACCUGAGCUCCCUCUCCGGGCCCGUGCGCAGCGUCUCCGAGAGCUCCCUCGUGGCCAUGGACUUCUCCGGGCAGACCGGAAGAGUGAUCGACAACCCCGAUGAGGCUGAGAGCGCAGCCCUGGAGGAAGGACACGCCUGGAGGGUAAGGAGACGCAGCACCAGGAUGAGCGCCCUGGGCAGCCAAAGCCCCCUCGCCCACUCCUCCCUCAACACCGUGAUUCACAAGAGCCAGCACUGGUUCCAUGGCCGCAUCUCCAGGGAGGAGUCGCACCGCAUCAUCAAGCAGCAGGGGCUGGUGGACGGGCUCUUCCUGGUCCGCGACAGCCAGAGCAACCCCAAGGCUUACGUGCUCACGCUGAGCCACCACCAGAAAAUCAAAAAUUUCCAGAUCUUACCUUGUGAGGAGGAGGGGCAGGUGUUCUUCAGCCUGGACGACGGGAACACCAAGUUCUCCGACCUGAUCCAGCUCGUCGACUUCUACCAGCUCAACAAGGGGGUGCUGCCCUGCAAGCUCAAGCACCACUGCGUCCGCGUGGCCUUGUGACUCGCCCGGCGCGGCCCGGCGGCUGGGGCGCACCCACGUGGCCUGGUGGCCCCAGACCCGCCUGAGCUGGUGGCUGGAGGGAGCUCACACUGGAAGGAGUAGGAGGCCUGUGCAGGUUGAAAACACACUUUGAUUCUGUACCUGGGGAGCGGAAUCGUUUCCCUUGGUGCCAACCCCCAAUAUUGGAUAGUCCUUGGAUGUAACGGUGAUUUGUGGCUCGGACCCUGCCAGCCAAAUCAGGGGCUGAAAGAGCGAGUGCUAAAUUUGAGGAAAACUGGAAGGAGCGUCCUGGCGGGGCCACGUGAGAGUCGUAGCAGUGAUUGGAAAUAAACUCUUGCCCUGGAAUAAUCUUGACAAUUGAAACUGACAUGUUUACUUUUUUGUAUUGAUCCCUUUUUUUGCACUCCUUGUUUUCAAUGUUGUAUUCAGCCCCUGGUGGCGGGGACACGGCUGUGCAGCGCAUACAAGACGGAGAGACAGUUUCAAGCGGACGGGCACACGUUGCCGACGGAGCACAGAGGUAUCGGAGGGCGGGCCCGCCUGCAGGUCACCGCAGGCGGCUUCGGCGUCCGGAUAAUCGGCACCCUCGCCUUCCCCGUUUACCGGAAAAGCUUCUAAAAAGCCCAGGCGUCGCCUGUGGUCGGCAUCGGACAGCUUCGUGGACCAGUCAGCAGCCACGUCCGCCACUCGCUCUCCACACAAGGUGCCGCGCUCGUGCUCCCAGGUGCCCGUCUUCCGCAGCCAGGAGCCUUCGUUUCCGGGGACGCCCCACGCCACGCCCGCAGGGCCGAGUCCCCCGCUGGUUGGAGACAGGCAGCUUUCUUGAGACUCUGCUACUCUCGUCUGCCCGUGGUCCGUCCGCCGGCUCACCUGCCGCCUGUUCUAGAAGGAUCACCGCCUGACCCUGCGGUGGCCUGAGUCUCUUCAUGGCUGUCCUCCCUUGGGGACUCAAGGUUCUGAUAAGAAAAUGUCACCCGCUUAGCUUCCUGCAGAGACCCGCAGGUUUCCACGGUGACACGGAUGGAAACAUUGAAAGGGCACCAUGUCUCCGCCCAGAUUUGUGAGUUUCCAUGGUGACACGGAUGGAAACCUUGAAAGGGCAUGUCCCCGCCCGGAUUGGCGGGUUUCCAUGGUGACACGGAUGGAAACAUUGAAAGGGCAUCAUGUCCCAGGCCUGAUUCCUGGGUUUCCAUGGUGACACGGAUGGAAACAUUGAAAUGACAUGUCUCUGCCCAGAUUGGCGGGUUUCCAUGGUGACACGGAUGGAAACAUUGAAAGGGCACCAUGUCCCAGGCUUGAUUCCUGGGUUUCCAUGGUGACACGGAUGGAAACAUUGAAAUGACAUGUCUCUGCCCAGAUUGGCGGGUUUCCAUGGUGACAUGCAUGGAAACCUUGAAAGGGCAUGUCUCCGCCCAGAUUGGCGGGUUUCCAUGGUGACACGGAUGGAAACAUUGAAAGGCCACCAUGUCCCAGGCCUGAUUCCUGGGUUUCCAUGGUGACACAGAUGGAAACGUCGAAAGGGCAUGUCCCCGCCCAGAUUCCGGUUUCCAUAGUGACAUGCAUGGAAACAUUGACAGGGCAUGUCCCUGCCCGGAUUGGCGGGUUUCCAUGGUGACAAGAAUGGAAACAUUGAAAGGGCACCAUGUUCCAGGCCUGGAUUCCUGGGUUUCCAUGGUGACAAGGAUGGAAAUAUUGAAAGGGCACCAUGUUCCAGGCCUGGAUUCCUGGGUUUCCAUGGUGACAAGGAUGGAAAUAUUGAAAGGGCACCAUGUUCCAGGCCUGGAUUCCUGGGUUUCCAUGGUGACAAGGAUGGAAACAUUGAAAGGGCACGUCCUGGCCCAGCUUUGCGGCCUGUGCCUGAUGCCCCCGGCCUGAGACCCCGGCACGGGAGGCAGCUGGCGGCCUCUGCCGCCUCGUCCCUCACAGCAGCUGGGGACGUGGACCAGCCUCGUCAGCAGGACACUGCUUCCCGCUCCGGGGCCGCUCGGACGGUGCCCGGCCCAGAGGGGUGUCCCCAGGUCUGAGAGUGGCCGUGUCUUUCUCUUCUUUGGUCUCUGACGAGCACACAGCCCUCUGUGGUGCAAGUGAUUUUCUUGUCUAGUAGCAGUUCCGCCGCUGACUGGCCUCUGCAUGUGCCCCCGACCCACCGCGGGGCCCCCGAAACACAGGCCCGGCCUCGGGCCGCACCGUGGGUCAGUCAGUGGAGGGGAAACUGUUACUCUACAGGCCACACUCUGGUUGUUUUCUGUGCCUGUCCAUUUAUGCAGAUGAAGAAGUUUUAGUAAGACGUUUUUAGCUAUAGUUACUCAAUUGUGUUUUCUUUUUUGUACCCAGUUUAUCUUUCAUAGCAUUGACCUUAGGCGGGCCUCCCAUUGUGCUGGCGGGCGCUGCCCGGACCACCGCGGGACUGACUCUGACGCCGCCACCCCUCACUGGCUGGAGGCGACCCCUGAGCCGGGCCAGGUCCCGGCCUUUCCUGUUGAGUAGACCAGGCCCAGCCGUGAGACGAGGCCCGCCCCCCUCCCCCGUAGAUGCUAGUGUUUGCGGCAUUUCAUAUUUAUACGCACGCGUUUUAUUUAAAGGACAGCAGGAGCCCGACUCUGACUCAGUUUCGCAUGUAGCUGUGUGCCCGGCCCUUGGCACCUUCCCGGCCUCCGUGGAUGGACGGCGAGUGCAGGUUUGGCACAGGGCGUCCGUGCCCUGCCCAGCCGGGAGGGCCCCCCGACAGCAGCCGGUCCCUGGACGAGGCCGCGUCCACCCGCCAGCCAGGGGCUGAAGACAUUCGGCCUUUAUUUUUGUAUUUCGGUGACGUGAAUGUACACGGGACAGCUCAGGGUCGUUGGGAGCCUGUUGGGUUUUUAUCUGCCUGUGAUUUCUUUUCUUUCUAAGUGAUACUCGUGUAACAGCCUGGGCUAAAUCGAGAAGGAAGACGCCGGUGUUCCGGGUGUCGCGCCCCCAGCGUGCUGGGGGGAGAGUUCCAGGAUGCUUUUUUGUUUGCUAAACUUUGAAGAAAUAUGUGCCUCAGUCUAGAAGUCUUGUCUUCUCUCCUCUGCACGUGACACCUGGCAGUCUGACCAGCCGUCUCACCUUUCGGGGGUGGGACUCGCUCGCAGGAGAGUGUGAUGUCGGCGAGCCGCGGUCCAGGCGUGCAGAAGGUGCAGGGACAAGCUCUACUCAUGUGCUUUGCUCCUCUUUGUACAUAGCUCCUCAGCUCAUGAACCUAAGUAUACACUUUCAGGUAUUUUUGUACCAAUAAGGGACUGGUGAUCUGUUUCUUGUAAUUUGAAAUAAACAUUAAUAAACAUACAGUGUUCUUCAUUUUC